Messenger RNA from Leptosia nina, 1896 nucleotides. The record is from the annotation of a GenBank genome assembly. Lineage: Eukaryota; Metazoa; Arthropoda; Insecta; Lepidoptera; Pieridae.
AUGAAAGGGUCAAACUUUGUGGGAUAUGCGAGAAGAAAUUUGUGUAGACCGUUUUUAUUAUCUCGCCCUCAACACAAUGGUUUGGCUACAGCAGCUGCAACUGCUCCAGAACGACAAUGUGGGGCGCGUCAAAGCGAUUCCUUUACCAUGAACAUUUUUCGUGGUCAAUUUGAAACUGCACAAAUAUUUCCUUAUCCUGACGUACUCAAUGAUGAGCAGCACCAAACACUUGCCGAACUUAUACCACCAAUGGAGAAGUUUUUUGAAGAAGUGAAUAAUCCUGCAAAGAAUGAUGCCGAUUGUAAAAUUGAGGAGGACACAAUGUCGGGCCUAUGGGACCUUGGUGCGUUUGGGCUACAAGUUCCUGUGGAGCAUGGAGGACUGGGUCUUUCAAAUUCGCAGUAUGCACGUCUAACGGAAGUUGUGGGUGCACACGAUCUCGGUGUCGGAAUUGCACUAGGUGCUCACCAAUCUAUUGGGUUUAAGGGCAUCUUGCUAUUUGGCACCCCUAAACAGCGUGCGCAUUAUUUGCCUCGUGUAACCAGUGGAGAAUUUGCAGCAUUCUGUCUUACUGAGCCCUCUUCUGGCUCAGACGCCGGCUCUAUUCAGAGCCGAGCAGUUCUGUCACCAGAUGGAAAGCAUUACAUACUCAAUGGAUCUAAAAUUUGGAUAAGUAAUGGCGGUAUCGCAGAGAUAAUGACUGUGUUCGCGCAGACGCCCAUCGAGAAAGAUGGCAAGACUGUGAAUAAGGUCACUGCUUUCAUUGUAGAAAGAUCCUUUGGUGGUGUGACGUCUGGCCCUCCCGAGCACAAAAUGGGUAUCCGGUGUUCAAACACAGCUGAGGUGUAUUUUGAAGAUGUGCGCAUUCCUAUAGAGAAUGUGCUGGGAGGUGUUGGAGAAGGUUUUAAGGUCGCUAUGAAUAUUCUUAACAAUGGCCGUUUUGGAAUGGCAGCUACACUAUCGGGCACACAGCGCGUUGCAAUACGGCAAGCGGCCGAGCACGCUGCAACACGCACUCAAUUUGGCAAGCGCCUAGCUGAUUUCACCAGUAUACAAGAAAAGCUGGCUCGUAUGGCAAUGUUACAGUAUGUUACUGAAUCCAUGGCCUAUCUUAUCAGUGGCACUAUGGAUGCUGGCAAGCAGGAAUAUCACCUUGAGGCAGCAAUCUCUAAAGUGUUUGCAUCUGAUUCCGCGUGGUAUGUGGUCGAUGAGGCCAUUCAAAUUCUGGGCGGAAUGGGCUUCAUGACUUCCACGGGACUAGAACGAGUUUUACGUGACUUACGUAUUUUCCGCAUCUUUGAAGGUACCAACGAUAUCCUACGCCUGUUUGUAGCCCUUACGGGUAUUCAGUUCGCUGGGUCGCACCUUCAAGAGCUCCAACGCGCCUUUAAAAACCCCACUGCAAACCUAGGCCUCAUAUUCAGCGAAGCGGGACGCCGUGCUACCCGCGCAGUGGGUCUACACAGAUCGCCAGAUAUCGACGAACACAUUGCGCCCGAGUUGCGACCCGUCGCACGCAAUCUCGCCCGCUGUGUGGUCACUCUCGGGAUGGUCGUCGAAAGCUGUUUACGUCAAUAUGGUCGUGGAAUCGUGGACGAGCAACAGCUUCUAAAUAGACUCGCCGGUGCCGCUAUUGAUGCUACGUCCAGUGUAGCUGUUCUUUCUCGUUCCACUCGGGCAGUGCGUAUGGGCCUACCUUCCGCUGCGCACGAGUUACGAAUCACCGAAGCUUGGGUAGAGGAGGCCUCGAACCGAAUGGCGAGCCUUUCUGAUCUUCUUGCGCCACGCACCCUCGUCCACCAUUCGCGCCUCACAACUAUUGGCAAAGAUAUCAUUACAAGUGGUGGUCAAAUCUCGCGCACCCCUCUCGACACACGCGCAUCGAAGACUUUAUAA